UCGAGUCCAUACCGUAGUCCGUAGCGGAGGAAGCAAAGCUGGGAGGGUGGGAGAAUGGGAGGUGGCCGUUCCCCUCUGCUCCACUGCGCCUUCCCUCCUCCUCUCUUCGCCUCCAUCGUCUUCCUUCUUCUCCUUCCUUUCGUCUUGUUCUACUUCAACCGAGCCUUCACCACGGCCAACAGCCUUCUCCUCGCCUCUGCCUGCUUAGCUCUUGUCUCCAUCCUCCUCGUCUGGUCACGCUUCCUUAAGCUCAGAGCGGCACGGAAGGGCGUACCGGUUCGGUGGUUCAUCGGCGACGACGUUGCUGGAAGAGUUUCCAACAGAGGGAUCAAGAGUGGCAAGGCUGAGCGUGAAGGAGUGGUGUUCUUUGGUAAUGGGGACGCGUACGAAGGGGAGCUUCACAAGGGGAGGUGUCACGGGAGUGGGGUGUACCGCUUCUUCGUCAAGGGGCGGUAUGAGGGGGAUUGGGUUGACGGGAAGUACGACGGGCAUGGGACUGAGAGCUGGGCGAGGGGAAGCCGGUACCGGGGGCAGUAUCGACAGGGGAUGCGGCACGGUUUCGGGGCGUACCGGUUCUACGACGGGGACAGCUACGCCGGCGAGUGGGUCGGCGGGCAAAGCCACGGGUGCGGCGUCCAGACCUUCUCCGAAGGCAGCUGCUAUUCUGGGGAGUUCAAGUGCGGGGUCAAGCACGGCCUUGGCCAGUAUCGCUUCAGAAAUGGUGAUUGGUAUAGUGGCGAAUAUUUCGGAGACAAAAUCCAUGGUUUUGGGGUGUACAACUUUGCUAAUGGCCACUGCUACGAGGGCUCAUGGCAUGAAGGAAGGAGACAGGGUUUUGGAACAUACACAUUCCGAAAUGGUGAGAGGAGGUCUGGUGAGUGGGACUGUGGCGUUCUGAAGAACAGCCUCCUCGCGUCAGACCCUGUUGUUGAGCGAGUUCUUGAGGCUGCAAGGAAGGCAGCAGAGAAUGCUACCCUUCUUCCGCUGGUGGAGGAGCAAGUUAAACAGGCUGUUUCAGCUGCAAAUAAAGCAGUCACAGCUGCCCGAGUUGCUGCAAUCAGAGCAGUCCAGAACCAGAAGGACGGGAAAUGCUGUGAUCUAUACGUGUAAGUUUACACCUCUCAAUUGUACAUUUUUCCGAUAAACUAUAAACUUGUCAGAGCAUCAUCAUCGAUCGGUAGGCAAAUACCUGCCUGAUCUGAGCUGGGGAAUGUGAAUGGAAUAGAGAUUCAAUAAACUGACAGCAAAUGUUUGGCAACUUGUUUACG
This is a messenger RNA of Musa acuminata subsp. malaccensis (wild Malaysian banana), 1268 nucleotides long. Its product is annotated as phosphatidylinositol 4-phosphate 5-kinase 1. NCBI's taxonomy places the organism in Eukaryota, Viridiplantae, Streptophyta, Magnoliopsida, Zingiberales, Musaceae. The record is from RefSeq and is a predicted model, not a curated record.